AUAAAAUGUUUUGAAGUUUUGUAUGAUUUUUAACUAAUUUGCAAAUGUAAAUUGAAAUUACUUAAAAAUCAAUAUUACAGGAAAGAUUUAAAAGAAAUAAUUUCAAAAAUGUUGGCAUUUGAUGCAACGAUAUCACCUAAAAGUAGAUUUGGGAUUAAUCUAAGAAAAAAUCUCCGAGCUGUUAAAAAGCGAGCUCUUGUCAUCUGGCUGUUUCUGGUAAUGGACGGCAUAGCUUUCGGCACGACUCCAUUAUUGAGACCUGGACGCCAUUUUGCUGUGGAUUUAUACAUCAUCUAUGGUAAGAAAUCUGCCUAUUGUUUGGAACCUAUGUUCGAAUCACCCAAUUUCGAAAUAGCUACAGUCCUGACAAGCAUCAGUAUAGCAUUCUGUGUAUACAUAAUGGUAAAUGGAGCGGCGUGUUUCAUAGUCAUCUUUGGUUAUAUUGAAGUGCAAAUACUAACCAUAAGUACAGAAGUAACAAACCUUUGGGAAGAUAGUCAAAACUUCUACAAUUAUAUGAAAGAUGAUAAACAAGACGAAAUACAUACAAAAGAGGAAAUCAUAAAUGAAUAUAUACGAAUUCGUCUGAGGAAAAUCAUUGAUUACCACGUUACAAAUAUCAAUCUUUUCCGAGAAAUCAAUAACGAAUUUUGUAACACUGUAGCUAUUGAAUAUGGUAUAAUGUGUGUUGCUAUAGUGGCUGAACUUCUGGGAGGAUUAGAACACACAUAUUUACAAGUAUCAUUCAGUGUUGUUCUAAUAUUAAUAGAUUGUCUGUCUGGGCAAAAGUUGAUAGACGCUUGCAAUACGUUUGAAGAGGCAUUGUACAGUUGCCAAUGGGAAAACUUCAGUGCUAAUAACCAAAGAUCUAUUUAUUUGAUGUUGUUGAUGACGCAAAAGACGCUGAAGGUAUCGGCUGGUGGAAUUGCAUCUUUGGAUUUUAAUUGCUUAAUGAUAAUAUUUAAAUUUUCAUAUUCUGCAUACACAACUUUGAAAUCUAGAAUUCAGCAUUAAAGUAAUUAAAAUUAUCAUUUGUUUUUCAUUUUCAUUCGUAUUCAAAUUAAGAUUAAUAAAUAAUGAAUGAAAAUGCAAUAUAGUACCAUGAAGCGGGUCUGAUAUUGGACUCGAAUUGCUGCUGGAUGUAAGUAUUUUUGAAGA
Bicyclus anynana (squinting bush brown) is the source of this 1158-nucleotide messenger RNA. RefSeq lists its product as uncharacterized. Gene Ontology annotation, cellular component: plasma membrane. Bases 109 to 1014 code for a protein of 301 amino acids. NCBI's taxonomy places the organism in Eukaryota, Metazoa, Arthropoda, Insecta, Lepidoptera, Nymphalidae. Gene Ontology annotation, molecular function: odorant binding; olfactory receptor activity. The record is from RefSeq and is a predicted model, not a curated record. The transcript is spliced from 2 exons. Gene Ontology annotation, biological process: sensory perception of smell; detection of chemical stimulus involved in sensory perception of smell.